Puccinia triticina is the source of this 969-nucleotide messenger RNA. RefSeq lists its product as uncharacterized. Gene Ontology annotation, cellular component: mitochondrial inner membrane. The record is from RefSeq and is a predicted model, not a curated record. The transcript is spliced from 10 exons. Lineage: Eukaryota; Fungi; Basidiomycota; Pucciniomycetes; Pucciniales; Pucciniaceae. Gene Ontology annotation, biological process: ubiquinone biosynthetic process. The coding region runs from base 1 to 969 and encodes 322 amino acids. Gene Ontology annotation, molecular function: 4-hydroxybenzoate polyprenyltransferase activity.
AUGGCGUGGGCCAUCUUUCCCGCACCCGCCAUUUACACCAUCGUGCUUUAUCAUUCAAGCACUGCAGCCAUGGCUCUGGAUGCAUCGGAGAAAAUUCUUGGAUGUAUGCGACUAUCAGUGGUGAUGUUCUUGUGUGUAUUGAGUUACCGUGCUGCAGGACUCGCGUGGGACGACCUUAUUGAUCGAGAUUUUGAUGCUCAAGUCACGCGAUCUAUGUCUCGACCUCUUCCGGCUGGUGACAUAUCUGUCGAUGGUGCUUUACUCUACAUUAUUUUCCAAAUCGGCUGCACCAUCACCUUAAUCCAAGCUCUUACCGGCCCCGAAGUCUUUGCCAGCUUUAUAGUUUCUGGAGCACUUUUUGGAAUUUACCCAUAUCUCAAGCGCUGGACAAAUUACACACAAAUCUUUGGCGCACUGUUGAUUGCCAUGGGGGUAACCCAGGGAUGGCUUGCAUGUGCAACUCUGUACAACCCAGUCCCUGGAUCCAUUCCCGGUUGGGCCCAUGCCCUCGCUAUCAUUCGGAGAGAUUGGGUACAGCUGCUUCCUAUUUUCUUGAUGGAGUUCACCUACGAACUCGCACAUGAACUCAUAUACGGCUGCCAGGAUACCGCUGAAGACAUCAUGAUUGGAUUGCACUCACUAUCGAUCCUGUGUGGCUAUGAGCACAGUCGAACUCUUGGUACUUCUCUCAUGGGCCUUUUCUGCGGCUUUCUUGCUUAUUGUGGCAGAAAUGCCAAUGUGAUCGGAUGGCAAGCUUGCGUAAUCCCUCCUGUGAUGCUAGUUUACCGGACGAGCAAGUUAGAUCUCUCCACACCGGCUUCGUGUGGAAAAUGGGCUGGCGGCGCAAUCAAAGUGAAAGUUGUGGUAACGCUCGCAUUGAUGCUCUGUUUUGUCCAAAAGGAGAUGAACUUGCUGGAGCUAAUCAGGAGCAGUUUAGUUCACCUUGCGAAGCACGCGGCACUCCCAUGA